AUUGAUCAAGUAAUAUGAUGUCUACUUGUUUAUAUCAAUAACAAUCAAUGAUAAUUAAUUGAAAUUCUAUCAAUAACAAAACCAAGCUCAAAAAAUAGCCUUAAAACGUAUCAAAACAUAUGUAAACAUUAAAAUAUGUAAUGCUGUCUUGAAACUGUCGCCAGGUUCUCUGGUCGGUUAACCAGUUUCAUUCAAGAAGACUAGAAAAUGGAAAUACGUGGAAAUAUUUCAUGGUUUCAUUAUUAAUUAUUAUAAGCUAAUUAGCUACCACGACAAGACGACAAAGAAAAUAAAAAUCACUGAAAUUCACUAUUUUGAAGACUGAAUCGACGAUUUCGGAACGCAGCCCAACUGCCCAAGUGACACUUUAGCAAAUUUAGAAAGAGAAAGAAUACUUUAUUUACAUUUUUAAAAACUAAUGUAAUGUGUAUUGUAGUUUUUUUUUAGUAUUAAACAUAAAAACUAUAGUGUGAUGAUAAUUAUUUUAAUGUUAUAAUCAUAUCGAUAUAAAAAUGGCAAGUAAUAAAAGUACAAAAGAAUUGUUAAUAUCAAUUGUCGAUGAUAUUGAACUUAUAGCAAAAGAAAUGAUUGAAAAUACAAUAGCUCCAAAAACAUCAAAAUUAUCAACAAUAGAACAUGGACAAUUGACAGAUCUUUUAGUUGUAAAGGACAAUGAAUUAAAAAGCAUGUUAAAAAGAGCUGAUGAACAGGCUAAAACAAAUUUAAGAAUGGAUGCAUUGAAAGCUGAAGUUGAAAGACAAGAUCAAGAUAUUCAACAAUUACAAAAAAAACUUAAAGAAGCUGAACAAAUAUUAGCAACAGCAAUUUAUCAAGCUAAACAAAAAUUACAAUCAAUUGCACGAGCUAAUAAACGACCAGUACCAUCUGAAGAACUCAUUAAAUUUUCACAUAGAAUUAGUGCAUCAAAUGCAAUAUGUGCACCACUAAGUUGGCAACAGGGUGAUCCAAGAAGGCCAUAUCCAACUGACAUUGAAAUGCGUCUUGGAGUUCUGGGUCGAUUAAAUGAAUCACCAUCAAAUGGUCAAAUGCUUGGUUCACAUGCGGGAAUAACGUCUGACCUUCAACGAACAGGACAUCCAGCAGAACCACUUAUGUCAUCAGCAAACCAGUUUGCUUGGCAUCCUUCUGGGGAAAUCCAUAUGUCAAUGGGUGGACAAAGUGUUGCCAUUAAUACUCAUAAACAGGAAAAUGAAGAUGUUGAAGUUAUGUCAACAGAUUCAUCAAGCAGCUCAUCAAGUGAUUCCCAAUAAUAAUUAGUAUAAAAAGUUUUACAAUUAAUUAGAUUUUUUUCACUGUAAAUUUUUUGUUUUUUUCGUUUAAUAACAAAUUUUCAUUUGAUAAAAGUAUGGCUGGUAAAAAACUGUGAAGAGUUUCAUCUGGUAUAUGUUGUUCUGGAUGAGCCUAAAAUGAACAAAACAAAAAAAGAAUUUCAUUAUCAUUUAUAAAUAUUUAAAUUUAUUUUUCAUUUAUUUAUUUCUAAUUAUUCAUUAAAAAAAAAAAAAUACUUACAUUUAAAAUAUUUCUAUUGAAUUUUUUAUUUUCAAAUGCAACAUUUCCAUUGUUAAAAUUAAAACCAAAUAAAUCACAAUCUCUUUUUAAGUUUCCCAAGUCUUCGUAUAAUAAAAUUUCCUUUAAUUUAUAAGCAGAAAAUGUUUGUUUUUGACUAUUAUAAGAACAGCUCAUAAUUUCAAAAGUAUCUCUAUAACAAAAAAAGAAAAAAAAUUAAAUAUUAAGUAAAUUUAAAUAUUCAUGACAAAUACCUUCUAAUGUAUUGCAAAUUUCUGAUAGCUGCGAUGCUAAAUAGUGAUGGUAAUUUUCUAAUUUCACGACAUACUCUUGCGUAAUUUUUCACGUGACAUGCAAGAGAUAUUUUAAGUGCCUUUUUAAUGUAUGGUUCUUCUCUGUAAGCAAUUUAAAAAAAUACAUAUAUUUUUUAAAACA
This is a messenger RNA of Aphidius gifuensis, 1962 nucleotides long. RefSeq names its product mediator of RNA polymerase II transcription subunit 4 (gene MED4). Gene Ontology annotation, cellular component: core mediator complex; mediator complex. Gene Ontology annotation, molecular function: transcription coregulator activity. The coding region runs from base 513 to 1271 and encodes 252 amino acids. The record is from RefSeq and is a predicted model, not a curated record. Gene Ontology annotation, biological process: regulation of transcription by RNA polymerase II. The transcript has 4 exons. NCBI's taxonomy places the organism in Eukaryota, Metazoa, Arthropoda, Insecta, Hymenoptera, Braconidae.